Monodelphis domestica (gray short-tailed opossum) is the source of this 771-nucleotide messenger RNA. NCBI's taxonomy places the organism in Eukaryota, Metazoa, Chordata, Mammalia, Didelphimorphia, Didelphidae. The record is from RefSeq and is a predicted model, not a curated record.
AUGGAGAAGGGAAAUAAGUGGUGGAAUUCCUUAGAUGCCCCAGAUUCUGUUUUGUUCCCAUGGGAUUCAAAAUCUACUUAUAUCAGAUGUCCAUCUUUUUUUGAUAAACUUGCCAAACAGCCAGUUUCCCUGCAACCUAUUGAAAAUGCCCAUGUCUUGCUCUAUUUGGGAGACUGUGUCACAACAGACCAUAUAUCCCCUGCUGGAAGCAUCGCCAGGAGUAGCGCUGCUGCCAAGUAUCUGACAAAUAGAGGCCUUACACCUCGUGAAUUCAAUUCUUAUGGAGCCCGAAGAGGCAAUGAUGCUGUGAUGACAAGGGGCACUUUUGAAAAUAUCAAGCUUCAAAAUAAGUUUAUUGGAAAACCUGUCCCCAAAACACUUCAUUUUCCAUCAGGACAGACACUGGAUGUAUUUGAGGCUGCUGAAUUAUACCAGAAAGAAGGUAUUUCAUUGAUUAUUUUAGCAGGAAAGAAAUAUGGCUCUGGAAAUUCAAGAGACUGGGCUACCAAAGGACCAUAUUUGAUGGGUGUGAAAGCUGUUAUAGCUGAAAGUUAUGAAAAGAUUCACAAAGACCAUUUGAUUGGAAUUGGUAUCGCUCCACUGCAGUUUCUUCCAGGAGAAAGUGCCAGUUCCUUGGGCCUCUCUGUCAGAGAGCAGUUUUCUUUGUCAUUCCCUGAAGACCUAUCACCAGGAGUCACUUUAAACGUAAAGACAAGCACUGGAAAAGUAUUCAGCGUGAUUGCUUCAUUUGAAAAUGAUGUGACUAAAUAG